Messenger RNA from Microcebus murinus (gray mouse lemur), 2131 nucleotides. NCBI's taxonomy places the organism in Eukaryota, Metazoa, Chordata, Mammalia, Primates, Cheirogaleidae. The record is from RefSeq and is a predicted model, not a curated record.
UCCCGGCCUCGAGCGAUCCUCCUGCCUCGGCCUCCCAGAGUGCUGGGACGACAAGGCGUGAGCCUCCGCGCGCCCGGCCUAGAGCGUGUCCUGCAGCCGCCAGCGUAGAUCCGUGCCUCGGAUCCCCCGGUGGCCGUCACCCCGGCCCUGCAGUGAGCGAGUCCCGUCAAAUCUCGGUCCGUGCCCGGCCUCCGCGGCCGGCCUCCCUUGCGUCAUUUGGAGGCUAAUCUCUCAUCUCAAAGCAUUUCGUCCCAGGAGGCCGUCUCUAGAGAAAAAUGGAAAAGCUAGGCGUGGCGGUGCGGGCCUGUCGCCCCAGCUGCUCCCAUGGUCCCAGCUACUCUUGUUGCCCCAGCUGCUCCCUUCGUCCCAGCUACUCCCAUGGUCGCAGCUACUCCUGUGGUCUCAGCUACUCCAGUAGCCCCAGCUACUCCUGCAGUCUCAGCUACUCCUCUCGUCCCAGCUUCUCCAGUCAUUGCAGCUACUCCUGUGGUCCCAGCUGCUCCUGUCGCACCAGCCAUUCCUUUGUCGCCCCAGCUACUCCUGCGGUCCCAGCUACUCCUGUCGUCCCAGCCAUUAUACUUUCAGCCUCUCCCGUCAUCCCCAGCUACUCCAGUCGUUACAGCUACCCCUGUGGUCCCCGCUACUCCUAUUGCCCCAGCUACUCCUGUAGUCUCAGCUAUUCCUCUCGUCCCAGCUUCUCCAGUCAUUGCAGCUACUCCUGUGGUCCCAGCUGCUCCUGUAGUCCCAGCUACUCCUAUUGCCCCAGCUACUCCUGCAGUCUCAGCUACUCCUCUCGUCCCAGCUUCUCCAGUCAUCCCAGCUACUCCUAUCACGCCAGCCAUUUCUAUCGCCCCAGCUACUCCUGCAGUCCCAGCUACUUUUGUGGUUCCAGCUACUACUGUCGUCCCAGCCAUUAUACUCUCAGCUGCUCCAGUCGUUCCAGCUACUCCAGUCGUUCCAGCUACUCCUGUAGUCCCCGGUACUCCUAUCACCCCAGGUACUCCUAUUGUUCCAGCUACUCCUAUCACCCCAGCUACUCCUGUCCUCUUAGCAAUUCCUAUCGCCCCAGGUACACCUAUAGUCUCAGCUACUCCUGUCGUCCCAGCUACUAUCACCCCAGGUACUCCUAUUGUUCCAGCUACUCCUAUCACCCCUGCUACUUCUUGUCUUAGCAAUGCCUACUGCCCCAGGUACUCCUAUAAUGUCAGCUACUCCUGUCGUCCCAGCUACUCCUGUCACCCCAGGGACUUCUGUAUUCUCAGCAAUUCCUACUGUCCCAGGUACUCCUAUAGUCUAAGCUACUCCUGUAGUCCCAGCUAUUACUGCCAUCCCAGCUAUUCCUAUAGUCUCAGCUACUCCUGUAGUCCCAGCUAUUACUGCCACCCCAGCUAUUCCUAUAGUCUCAGCUACUCCUAUCACCCCAGCCACUUCUGUCUUCCCAGCUGCUCCUAUCACCCUAGCUACUCCUGUCACCCCAGCUACUCCAGUCAUCCCAGCUACUCCUGUCGUCCCGGCUACUCCAAUCGCCCCAACUACAUUUCUCAUCCCAGUCACUCCUAUCCCCCCAGCUACUCCUGUAGUCUCCGCUACUCCUGUCAUCCCAGCUACUCCUACAGCCUCAGCUACUCCUGUCUUCCCAGCUACUUCUAUAGUCCCAGCUACCCGGGAGGCUGAGGCAGGAGGAUCUCUGGAGCCCGGGAGCUGGAGGUUGCUGUGAGCUAUGAUUGCGUCACUGCACUCCAGCCUGGCCGACACAGACAGAACUAUGACUCCUAAAAAUGAUAAUAAUAUCAAGUUCCAUGAUUUUUAUAAAAGAAUUUAAAAAAAAUGAAAAAUAUUAAAAUUAAAUUAAAAACAGCAAAAAAGCCAAAACAAAACUAAUAAUAAUCACCUGUGUCAACAUCCCAGCGUGAAUCUAUAAAAGAUAUAAACACUUAAAAAAUAUCUAUAACAAUAUUUAUUGAUAUUAUCUUUUUUAUAUGUAACAAUAUUAUUUUUAUAUCUAAAAGUAUUGACACUUUCUUCACAGCGCCACGCAGCGGGUCUGUGUUCAGAUGUGUGAUUGCUCAUGAAAAUCACAUAUUUUGUUUUUUUUACCCAGUUUGUUAAAUUAAUUGGCCAACUAUAAAUA